AUAAUCUAAAAUAGGCUACCAAUUGUUUUUUUUUUUUUUUUAAAGAAUAAACAAAAGACAGCAGGAUUUUGUUUUAUAAUAGAGACACUUCAAUAUACUACUAUAUAAUCUGAAUUGUCAGAAAAUUUGUAAAUCCAUCUAGUGGAGAGAGCUUCUUCAAUCUUUGCAUGAUUAAAGGACGUUUAAAUAUCCUUUCACUGGGCAUUGUGGAUCCUGUAGGCUAAAGCGCGCUACAUUCUAUUUACUACUAUGGAUGCCAGCUUCAUUGAAAACUACAUCACCCAAACUGCAUCUGUGUCAGUUAAUACCUAGGACACAUAGAACAGUAUUUUCAGAUGGACGAAACACAGGAGACCUGUCCAUGACACGCAGAAAAAUGGAAGAUCCCAAAUCCAUUCAGAGGUUUGAAGCGGCUGUUAAAGUGAUCAGAAGUUUACCUGAAGAUGGCUGUUAUGACCUGUCUGAUGAUAUGCUGGUUACGUUAUACAGUUACUACAAACAAGCUACAGCAGGACCCUGUAACACAUUAAAACCAAACUCUUGGGAUCCUAUUGGCAAAGCUAAAUGGGAGGCAUGGAAAGCCUUGGGAAACAUGACAAAGGACCAAGCCAUGAUGGAAUAUGUUCAGGAAAUACAACUGAUAAUAGAAACCCUCCCGGUCACAGAGAGGAUGGCAGAAUUAUUGGACGCUCUUGAUCCAUUUUAUGAGAUAGUGGAGAAUGAUGAUGAUGAUGAAGAUGUUGCCAGUAAAGCAGCACUAUUAUCCACAGACUCAAGCACUCUUGCAGCAGAGAGAGGAAGUUUACCAGUGUGUAAUGGAAGUGAGGAGAACAGCGUAUCCUCCUCAACCAAUGAAACUCAUAGUUCUCUAAACACUGAGGAGGAAGAGGAGGAACUGGCUUAUGCUGACUCGGAUGAUGAGAUAUACAGUGAUUCAAUGGAAAAACCAGCAACACAAGAGAAGGGUUCAGGAGUUCCCAGGGUCCAUUUGGCAGAAGUGAAUGUGGUUGGGGCCAACAUGCAACAAGGGGGAAACAGAGAGUCUCAGUGUGGGAGUCAGGAUGGAAAACCACAGGGAGUUACACCCCCCGUCCCCCACCCGCCGACACUUGGAACCGUCCAAACUGACAGAAUCUCACCAGGCAGUGGAAGAGGCCAUCAGUUAAUGGGAACUAACCUACCUGACAAACAUGAGUGCAGUUACCAAGGAGAUGGUCAGCGCGGGGAUACAGAAGACAGAAUGGACAAAAGAGCGUUUAACACAGAGAUCGCUGUCAUACUGUCGCAGUUACAGGACAACAUGCAGGAUGUGCUGCACAGACUGACCACACUGGAACUUCUUACAGCAUCACAAGCUGAAAUCCCUCCUCUCAAAACGUUGAACUCCAAGUCACCAAAAAAGAGGUGGCCCUGGUGGCCUUUAGACUUGCCCCCCAUCGCUGUAGUGCUGACAGUUAUCUGGCCAUUUGCUGUGCACUGGCUGGUGCAGUUUUACUUACUGAAGAGAAGGAGAUGGUUAAGAGUGAAGUGAAGAAUCAGUACCAACUGUACAGCUCCUGAGGACUUUGAAAAUGGUCUGGAUAUAUCUGAUGUGUUCAAAAGUGAAUGUUAUGAUGUCACACUAAGCCUCAGAAAUUAAUACUAUUAUUCAGCAAGGAUGCAUUAAAAUAUCAAAGGUGACUGUAAGGAAUUUUCAGGAAUUGUCAUAAAAGAUUUCCAUCUAAAUAAAUGCUGUUAAUUUUAAGGUUUCCACAAAAAUAUUAAGCAGCACAACUGUUUUCAACACUGAUAAAAAAUAAUAAGAAAUGUUUCUUGAGCAGCAAAUUAGAGUAAUAUGAUGAUUUCUGAAGGAUCAUGUGACACUGAAGACUGGAGUAAUAAUGCUGAAAAUUCAGCUUUGCAUCACGGGUAUAAAUGACAUUUUACAAAAUAUAUUAAAAUAGCUAUUUUAAAUUGUAAAAAUAUUUCACACAAGUGAUUUUACUUUAUUUUGGAUAGGCUUUUUUUAACAGUAUAAUGUAUAUAAUAUUCACACCUUUUCUUUCCUUUUGUGUUUGUUAUUUAUAUGACUUUGAAAGCAGGUAGUUUACAGUCUUUUGAAUCCAUCUCAGCCUUUUAAAAAUCAUUUACCAACACACUACGCACAUUUUUCAUUUCAAAGAGGAAAAAUAAAGUCUUUUGACAUGGACAGAAACCAAACGCCAAUGAAGCUUAUAUGUUACAGCUUUUCCAAAUGGGGAUUGAUAAUAAAAAGUAAAAUGAGUGUGGAUUAACUCACUGUACCAAAGAGAAAAGCUAAGCAACUCAGACAUGAAAUAUUUCUGCUGUAAAUGUCUUCUAGAGUAUAGCUAUACUGUACAUGUGGACCAUUGUAAGUACAAGAAUGUAAGUAGUUUAUUUUUAUAAGCUAUAGGCAUACAAUACUUGUGAGUCUGUAAUUGUUAUUGUCAAGCAGGCAAUUCUUUUGUAAGGUGAAUAAAGAAUUUGAAUAGAUAAUUGUAUGUUUGACUGCUUAAGAUAGAUAGAUAGACAGACCGACGCACGCACGCACGCAUCUGUACAACGUUGAGAUUCCUCAAAAUAAUCAAUGUAGGCCCAUUGAGAUACUGCAGUGUUUUCCACACGGACGCAAAUAUAGGGAGGACAAUAACAAUCUGAUCGUGUUCAAAAGCUUGAUGCCAACUUAUCAGGAUGUACACAAUAAAAGCGCUUUGAAAGAUGAUAGCAUCUCUGAUAGCAGCUGCGUCCAUGGAAAAAACUAUUAAGUCAUUGAUUAAUGAGACAGCUAUCUUAUUUUUCGGACAUAAACACUAUUUAGGGCGGAUAGUCUACUACUAGCACUGCAGACGCUAGCAUGUCAACGCCAGUUAGCUGGCGAAUGGACGACGUCUCUGAUAUUGCCUUAUGAAUAUUAACUUCGUCACGUGAUAGGACGCUUCAGUAAAGUUAACAACCGACGUAUUUAAUAUUCAUAAGACAGCCUUCGCAGUAGUAGGAUUCGUAAUUUACGAGUGCAGACGAUUCUAUGUGCACGUGGUACAUCUGAAAACACACGUUUUGUCACAUGCAUUGAUUAAAUUUGCGGUUUAUGGAAAAAAGCAGGAGAGUUUAGU
Messenger RNA from Ctenopharyngodon idella (grass carp), 3113 nucleotides. It is a transcript of the gene acbd5b, whose product is annotated as acyl-CoA binding domain containing 5b. Bases 254 to 1531 code for a protein of 425 amino acids. The record is from RefSeq and is a predicted model, not a curated record. Gene Ontology annotation, biological process: autophagy of peroxisome; fatty acid metabolic process. Gene Ontology annotation, molecular function: fatty-acyl-CoA binding. NCBI's taxonomy places the organism in Eukaryota, Metazoa, Chordata, Actinopteri, Cypriniformes, Xenocyprididae. The transcript has 12 exons. Gene Ontology annotation, cellular component: peroxisome.